AUGCGUGGAACAACAAAGCCGAUGCUCUUUUUGUGCUCCACAGCUGUGAGGCUAAAUUUUUUCCCACUGGGUCUAUCCGCUGGGCCACUGAAUUCUCACAUCCUUUUACCUCGGAAUAAUUUUGACGGUCGGACAACUCAUGGUAUGAAGAAGAUCCAAGGGCAAUCGAAAGACCCUCAGAUGGUCAUGUCUCGGGACGAGCUGAAGCUGCGAUGUGAGUACUGUCGCUUUGAAUGGAUCCACGAUACACUUUGUGUUCGCUGCCCCGCCCAGCCGUCUCAUGACCAACGUGAGAUGUGGCUGCAUAGCACAUGGAUGUGGGGAAAACAACAACCGUACAAAUAUUACAAAUACAUGCCCGCAGUGCGCAAUCCUAGGACAGGGAUGCCCAUGGCUCGCGAAGAUGCGCGCGGCAUGAAUAAUGAACGGCGUGGACAGGGACUCACCACACGGACACUUAACCUCGAAAAAGAAAGACGGGGUAUAUCUAGGGAUGUGAGCAGGAUUGGACAGUAUAACACACGGUGGAAAACUAGAUUUCCAUUUCCUACGUAA
Molecule: messenger RNA, 555 nt
Organism: Trypanosoma brucei brucei TREU927
Lineage: Eukaryota; Euglenozoa; Kinetoplastea; Trypanosomatida; Trypanosomatidae
Exons: 1
Coding region: 1-555 (184 amino acids)
Source: RefSeq, a predicted model, not a curated record